UCCCGAAGUCAAUUUUUUUUUUUUUUAUGGGAUUUUUGUUAAAAGCCUGAAGUGGUGAACACAAGCUCAAAAUAUUUUCACGUUUUAUUCUACCACAUAAAAUACAACAGUAAUACCCUACUCGUGAUUUUUUUUUUUUUUUUAGCUUUUAGCUUUUUUUUUAGCUGUAUUUGGAAAAGGUGAAUGCUAAAUGGGACUACAGACGUUGUCGGGGGCAUUAAACGUCAUCACGCCGAAUAGGAAAAGCUUUGCAGAUAAACUGGUUCAGGUUCUCCGGUUUUCCUUCCACCUACUAAUAACCUGCAGGCAGCAGCGAUGCCCAGAAAAAAGACCAGAACAAAGAAGCAUAAGAAAGAACGAAAGAAACACAGAUCAUCAUCGUCCUCCAGCGAGGAUCAGGGGAAAGAGGACAGAGAGAGACGCAGAAGCAGUCGCAGGGACAAAAACAAGCAUGUGAGCAGCGAAAGCAUUGACUGUCCACGACCACGAUCGAGGGAAAUCCCUGCAAAAAGCGGGAUUUACAAAAAAUCGGAUGGAGAAAGCAUGAAGGAGAAAUCGGAAGUAAACAAAGACUCUCGUGGCCAUGAGUACAGGGCAUUGCACAGCUCAGUGAAGCACUCUUCCUCAUCACGUUACACAUCUACCUCAACUAAGAGCUCCAGCAACCAAGUUCCUGAAGCCCCAACCAAAGAGCGGCCUGAGUGGAGGAAGAGCCAGAGUAAGAGGAGGUCUUCAUCAGAGGAGCCUGGAAAGAGAGAAGAAAAGAGGAAGAAGCUCAUGAAAAGAAGGGCAUCAAAGGAGGAUGAUUACUCAAAGACCAAGCGAAGAUCCAGCAAAGAACAGGCCGAUGUUGGCAGGCGAGAGAGAAAGGAGUUAGUGGAGACGGGGUACAGCGAGUCAAAUGAAGCGCGUAUCUCGGAAUGGAAACCCAGCAGUCAGGAGAAAAUUCACCAAAACUCGUCUAAAGAGUCUAAAAGUCCAGCAUCCGUGCUUACACACAACAUCAGCCAGAAAACGCAGGGUAAGGGACACUCUGAGUCCAUCUGUCCCCCUACCUCCCUUACCUCCCCUACCUCCGGAGAAGAUCCGCCAUUGUCUUCUCCUUCUCUUAAAGUCACUUUCAAGAUCCCAAAGAAGUCUAAUGUUGUGAAGGCGCAGACAAGCACUUCCAUUUGGGAACAUGUUAAAAAGUCUCCCGCCACCAAGAAAUCUUCUCCUAAGAUGAUAGAUUCUCCAUCUGUGAAGGUCACCCCUGAACAUACUCAACCAAUUCCGGCAGAGGUUCCUUCUCCAGUUCCUUCCCGUUCUCCUCCUGUCCAGCGAGCACAGUCGUGUAGAACAAAAGAGACGAGUACCCCAAGCAGCAGUAAUGGUUUACUAGAACGUGCUUGUUGUUACGACGCUUCUACUGAGUGCACAGAAACCAGUGAUAAUGAUUAUGAGAUGCAGAUAGUUGAGGAGCUGCAUCUGGCUCGCUCCAACAGACAACUGCACGUGAAGGUGGAGAAGAGUUACGGAGAGCUGACCAGCAUGGACGUAGACCCGGCAGACGAGAGCGCCACCAUUGCACUCAGUCAGAAGCAGCAGCAGGACCUUCUCAUUGUGCUCGACACCAAUGUUCUCCUCAGCCACCUGGACUUUGUGAAGAGGAUUAGAUCCCAUGGACUUGGAGCUCUGGGGUUCCCGACGCUGCUGGUUCCCUGGGUGGUUCUACAAGAGCUGGACUUGUUAAAAAGCGGGAAACUGUCAAAGAACGUAGAAAGCAAAGCCCGUCCAGCUGUGGACUACAUCUACACCUCCCUGAAGAACCAGGAGCCACGUCUCUGGGGCCAGUCCAUGCAGCAAGAGUGUCAAGCUGCCUGCAGGCUGAUUGCGAUGAAUAAUGACGAUCUGGUGCUGCAGUGCUGUCUCCAGUACAAGACGUUGUAUCCAGGGGGCACUAUCAUGCUGUGCACCAACGAUAAGAACCUGUGCAGUAAAGCUCUGCUGAGCGGAGUCAAGGCCCUGAGCAAAGCCGAUCUACAGGAGCAGGCGGAAGUCAACCCUGAGCACUUUCAUCAACACUAUAGCCAGACUUCUGCAUAUCCACAAGCGGUACCCGUUAAACAACAUCAGGAAGCAGAGAAACCACAAAGGUCAUGCGAAGAGGUGCAGGCGAGCAGGAAGAAGGAGACUGAGCGAGAGCUGAGCGAGUGCGUGUCCGUGCUGGAGAGCAGCCUGCAGAGCGCUCUGUCCGCCAUCCUGGAGGAAGAGAUGAAGGCAGCGUUUGGAGAGCUGUGGCUAGAGAUAGUCUACGUGAAGCCUCCGUGGAGUCUGGAUGCGCUGCUUCAGUGUUUCCGGAAGCACUGGAUCGCUGUGUUUGGAGUCAUUAUCAGAAGAAGUCUGAUCAGUUGCGUGGAGACGCUCAGCAGUUUUGUCCGCACAGACGUGUCUGUGGAGCAGAACUCUGUUCUGAACGCGGUUUCCAUGGCUGAGGAGCUUCUUACAUCGCUGCGCUGCAGGUCUCCAUACAGCGGCCAUGUAGACUCGGCCCUCUCCUGCCUCAAGACCUUACAGCAGAGACUGCAGCCUCAGAAAUGCCCAGUAGAUGACAGAAGUGGUGACACUCUAAUGGCCGAUGCUGUUCAGGAUGUAGCUCCGCCUCUGCAUGCUUCUCAUCAGGAAGUGUGGGCUUUGUUCGAGAGCAUCUGGAACAAUGUGUGCCAUGUCAGCUCGGCUGUGUUCUCAGCACUGCACUUCUCUCCAGGCUCAGCGGGUUCAGUAGAGCCACGCUCCACGCCGCCUCCCCAGGAUGCCCUCAGCUGCCUUCACAGGCUCAAUACUGCUCUUGAGCAGCUGCUGGAGGCCUUUCAGAGGUUACUAUCUGUGGGCAGGACUGUAGAAGAUGCUCAGGCGCUGCUUACCUUUAUUCAGACUAGCGAGAUCGCUUCCAUGGAACCACACUUCACUGCCAAGGACCUGUUUGAGUGCCUGUCUCACCAGGAGUACAGGGAGAAGCUCUGUAUAGGAGGAGCGCAGCUGAUGGAACUGAGAGAGAACCUGCACCGCUGUGCAGCCGCUGUGUGUGGUACGAAUACCUACCAUCAGCAAAUGGCUUCGCACUGACAACAACGUAAUCACGUCGCAGUUGAUCUGGCCGAGCCAGGUACUUAUUAUUCAGCUGGCUAAUACUGAAUAAUAAUUCUAUAUUUACAUGCAAGAUGUGAACCAAAACCUCAUGAUCUGAUGGCAUACUUCUGGUUAUGUUCGUUUGGGUACUUGAGGACCAGAUCUUAGCAUUAAAUCUGAUCUCUACACCUAAUAAAUGCUGCUAGUUGUGUAUGAGCUAGUAAAUUGCAGAAAAAUUGGUUUCUCAUUUUAGAUAUUGUUUGGGGUUUUUUCCUCCCAAGUAUAUGACCAUUCUGCUGUGAAUGCAGGAUGUUUUUUGGUUGUUUUUAAAUGUUUUUGUCAAUAGGCUCAGGAACCUACCUCAGAAUAAAUAAGGUGCUGAAUACAGCCAUGUCUAGAGCCUAAAAACCUUAAACUUAGCCAAUAAUAAUUAAUUAUUCAAAUCUACUGGGGAACAUUCAUUCAUUCUUUUAUGUUGCCUGGUGAGCGUUUAUUUUAUUUUUUAUUGUUAGCAUUUUGGGGGUACAGUAUGCGUUUACACAACUUUAAAAUCAAAUGUCAUUCAUCUGCAUUUGAACAAGGUUAAAUCUGAUUUCUGCUCUUCUUUAAACUUCUGAACGAUCAUCAGACAUGAGCGCGCUCUACAAAGUUACACACGUGUGCAUAAAAUACUGCAUGAAAUGUAAAUUGAGAUGUAUAAAGAGUUAUGCAAUCUUUUUGGUUUUGCACUGUUAUACCCCUUUUGUAUUGUUGAGAACGGGUUUUUUUAUGACAAAUGCAUUUUAUAUUGAUUUAAAAAACGCUGUCAGUAAAUAUAUAUUUAUUCCCGA
Molecule: messenger RNA, 3938 nt
Organism: Ictalurus punctatus (channel catfish)
Lineage: Eukaryota; Metazoa; Chordata; Actinopteri; Siluriformes; Ictaluridae
Gene: swt1
Product: SWT1 RNA endoribonuclease homolog
Exons: 19
Coding region: 316-3105 (929 amino acids)
Cellular component (GO): nucleus
Source: RefSeq, a predicted model, not a curated record